AUGGCCGGGGGCGGAUAUGAGGAGGAGGAGGUGGAGGAGGAGGGGGAGGAGGAGGAGGAGGAGGAGGAGGAGGAGGAGGAGGAGGAGGAGGAGGAGGAGGAGGAGGAGGAGGAGGAGGAGGAGGAGGAGGAGGAAGAGGAAAGCGGCACGUAUCACAGUCAAGAGAGAGAGAGCAGCGCGUUGCCCACUCACCUCAUGCUGUCCUUGAGUCCGCAGAAGGCAGGGAAGGACCCCGAGGCAUAG
This is a messenger RNA of Closterium sp. Yama58-4, 243 nucleotides long. The record is from the annotation of a GenBank genome assembly. Lineage: Eukaryota; Viridiplantae; Streptophyta; Zygnematophyceae; Desmidiales; Closteriaceae.